Messenger RNA from Penicillium manginii, 351 nucleotides. RefSeq lists its product as uncharacterized. Bases 1 to 351 code for a protein of 116 amino acids. The transcript has a single exon. The record is from RefSeq and is a predicted model, not a curated record. NCBI's taxonomy places the organism in Eukaryota, Fungi, Ascomycota, Eurotiomycetes, Eurotiales, Aspergillaceae.
AUGCGUCUCACUACCUUUCUCCUUCCUCUCGCCGCUGCUCCACUGGCUUUCGCGGCUCCAGAGCCCAACCCUGUUGCUCCUCGCGCACCCGCCUCCACUGGUCUUCUCUCAGAGUUGCCAGGCAUUCUAGAUGGUGUGCAAGAGCUGCUGAGCAAGGAUACCAUCAACAACCUCGAGGUUAUUGUUAGCGGUGCUGCCAAGCUGCUUUCAUCCAGCAAUAUCGAUGUCCUGCAGGAUAUUCUGACCAACGCCCACUCCCUUCUCACAAAGGAGUUUGUUGAUAACACAACGACUCUGAUCGGCGAUGCUACUCCGGUGGGUACCUCUAGUAAUGCUGAUCUUCGUGUCUGA